CCUCCAUUGAACGACACGUGUCACCAGCUCCAAGGCCCCGCGACACUCGAUUUUCCCCUUCCGUUGUGUGUUCCUUGUCUCUCAAUCAUAAUAAAACCAAAGAAACAGAGUCUCCCCUGCAACCAAAUUCCUUUUCCCCCGUUACCUCGCCGUCGGAAUUUUCACCCUAAUCCCUUCUUCCCCUGACUCUAUCGUCAUCUCUUCUGGUCUCGUCUCGUCUCUCGCCAAUGGCGGAUUGACUGACCGGAUUUGGUCUUUGCCUUUUCUCUUGUUUCUUCUGCGUGACGAAGAUGAAACAGGAGAACAGCUGCUCUCUACCCGCUUACUUCGAAGAACACGAGUACGAAGUCGCCUCAAUUCUGCUUGACCUUCCUCUUCUAAUCGCCCGGUCCAAAUCCGUCGUUGCUUCGUCGAAUCAUUCCAUCCCGUUGUUCUGGUCCGGCAAGAGGAAGAGAUCUUCUCUCUCUCGCGGAGGCCGAAUCGAUUCCUCACCCUUAUCUCCGAGCCCGUCCCUUCAGCAGCCGACGGCGGCGGAGGACAAAAUCUCGGCGGUGAGAGGAGAACCUAAACCUAAGGUGAAAAAGGCGGACAGCCCUACCACGCCGCUUUCCCUGUCGCUGAGCGAGGCGGAAGAAUCCGGCGAGAAGCCUGCCCGCUGUAAACGGAGAGGCUCCCUCGCCGUCAGCAAAAAGUCGAGAAAGGAUUUGAUGGAGAAAGUAGCGGAAAGCGAGGAACAGGGGAAAGUUUUACAGAAGGAGAUUGAGAAUGUAACGCGUUAUUACAAAAUUUUAGAAGAGGAGAACUCAAAAUUGAAAGCCAUUGAACGACAGCUGAGGCUUGGAAAGGAAGAGGGAAGGCCUGGUUUAACAAAAGCCCAAUACGCCCAACCGAGAGCCGGUUCAUUUGCCGUGAAUGAAAAUGGAGGGGGUGAAUUGCAGAGUCGAAAGGUUUGGUUUGUGGCGCCGUGUUCGUCGAGCUGCAGCAGUAGUGGUUAUAAUAAUUAUGGUAGCGGGAUCGGGAUAGAUCUGAACAGUGAGAGUGAGAAUUUAGGUGUGUGUUUUCCGGUGGGGGAAGGGAGGUGGGAUCCGAUUUUGGGGGAUUCUUGGCGGCGGCCGAUUGAUGAUUUGGUGCUGAGGGCGGCGGCGGCGGCGGCGGCGCAGGCGAGGAAGAGAAGGGUUGAUAAGAUGAAGGAGAAAGAGCGGCGGCGGGGAUUAAAUUUUCGGGGCGGCAGUGGUGGUGGUAGUAGCAGUAGAAGGGUUAAACAAAAAGAAACCAAUCUAUCGGUCCAGGAUAUUUGGGCUGAAAAAUUGGAUUUCUUCUAGUUAUGGCCUGCUUUGUUGCGGAUUAAUCUAGUUUGGGCUGGUGAAGCUCUACCAAGUCCAUUUUUCCUGUGGAGCUUAACUCGUGAGUUUAUAAUCAAGCUCUUUCCGGGCUUAAUGAGAGCCGAACUCGAGUUGGGAAUUUGUAUGACGAGUCGAGUUCCAGUUUGAAUGGUCAAAGUUUGUGACAAAUUCGAGCUGAGCUCAAGUUAAGAAUUUUAGCUUCAAACUCGAGUUGAGCUGUCACAAAACUCGGUUCAGCUCGGCUCAUUUUCAGCCCAUGAGUC
Molecule: messenger RNA, 1606 nt
Organism: Linum tenue
Lineage: Eukaryota; Viridiplantae; Streptophyta; Magnoliopsida; Malpighiales; Linaceae
Source: the annotation of a GenBank genome assembly